This is a messenger RNA of Danio aesculapii, 1806 nucleotides long. RefSeq names its product forkhead box D3 (gene foxd3). The coding region runs from base 233 to 1348 and encodes 371 amino acids. Gene Ontology annotation, biological process: cell differentiation; anatomical structure morphogenesis; regulation of transcription by RNA polymerase II. Gene Ontology annotation, molecular function: DNA-binding transcription factor activity, RNA polymerase II-specific; RNA polymerase II cis-regulatory region sequence-specific DNA binding. The transcript has a single exon. Lineage: Eukaryota; Metazoa; Chordata; Actinopteri; Cypriniformes; Danionidae. The record is from RefSeq and is a predicted model, not a curated record.
CAGUCCUUAAAGCCUGCUUUUCAAAGCAUGUGUCAUCUUGACUCUUCGAUCCAAAGCCACGCGUAAGUUUCGAGGAAGUACAGUGGGAAAGGAGACCCAAGCAACCCUUCGGACUGGAGAAAUAUUUUCUAAAGUUGAAGUUUUCCUGACAGGCCGGGACCGACCUGCAUUUAUAGCCACCGGUCGUCAUCUGAUCUUACCUUGGGUUGCUCCAGCAGCAAAGUGCGCGGUGAUGACCCUGUCUGGAGGCACCAGUGCCAGCAACAUGUCCGGUCAGACCGUGCUUACAGCUGACGAUGUGGAUAUCGACGUGGUCGGGGAGGGUGACGAGGGGAUGGAGCAGGACAGUGACUGCGAAAGCCAGUGCAUGCAGGACCGGGGAGACGAGGUGGAGGAGAUCGAUGUGAAGGAGCGCAGCGACAGUCCCUGCGAGAGCACCGCUGACGGAGAGACCAAGGGGGAUGCACAGGAGAGCUCCACCGGUCCCAUGCAAAACAAGCCCAAGAGCAGCCUGGUAAAGCCGCCCUACUCGUACAUCGCCCUCAUCACCAUGGCCAUCCUCCAGAGCCCGCAGAAGAAGUUGACGCUCAGUGGAAUCUGCGAGUUCAUCAGCAACCGCUUCCCUUACUACCGGGAGAAGUUUCCGGCCUGGCAAAACUCCAUUCGCCAUAACUUGUCGCUCAACGACUGCUUCGUCAAGAUCCCACGGGAACCGGGCAACCCGGGCAAAGGCAACUACUGGACCCUCGACCCCCAGUCGGAAGAUAUGUUCGACAACGGCAGCUUCCUGAGGAGGAGGAAACGCUUCAAGAGGCAUCAACCGGACAUUCUCAGGGACCAGACCGCCCUCAUGAUGCAGAGUUUUGGGGCAUACGGCAUUGGGAAUCCAUAUGGACGCCACUAUGGAAUUCACCCGGCUGCAUACACGCACCCUGCCGCUCUGCAAUACCCGUACAUUCCCCCUGUGGGUCCGAUGCUCCCUCCGGCGGUGCCUCUCUUACCCUCCGCCGAACUGAACAGAAAAGCGUUUAACUCUCAACUAAGUCCAAGUCUCCAGUUACAGCUAAACAGCCUGAGCACCGCGUCGAUUAUCAAAUCUGAGCCGUCCAGUCGACCAUCGUUCAGCAUAGAAAACAUCAUCGGGGUCUCCAGCAGCUCUACGAGCGCACAGACUUUCCUGCGGCCGCCCGUGACGGUGCAGUCCGCCUUACUGAGCGCACAGUCCCUGUCCUUAACCCGGACAUCAGCUGCCAUCGCGCCCAUCCUCAGCGUCCCGUCAAAUAUCAUCUCCGGACAAUUUUUACCGACAGCGUCCACAGCAGCGGUAUCGAAAUGGCCUUCUCAAUGAUAAUCAAAAUAUUUUUUAAACAUAUAUAUAUAUUUUAAAGACGAUACAGCACGAACUAUAGGCAGCACUGGACAAUUCGUCCGCCCCAAUGUAGCCAUGUAAAGACUUUUGAGAAAAAAAAGAAAAUUCAUAAUCAAAAAGGAAUGCUUUCAGUACAGGUAAUGUUUGUAAAUAUUUGUACAAAGAAAUUAAUUUACAUGUAUUUCUUUCUAUUUCAUUUCGUUGUUUAAACUUAUAGUUGAGUGAACCUUAUUUUUUCAUAUUUUGUUUUCAUCUUGAAAGAUGUGAUGUUUCCCCCUGUUUUCCAAUAUGAAAUAUUAAACUGUUCUUAUUGAAAGAAGACUGAAAAAAGUAUGUUUAUAAAAUUUUAAAUCUAUGUAUUCUAUGUAGCUAUAUUGUGUUGUAAAUCAACUUCAUUUGUUAAUAAAUGAAAACAAUCCAAUGCAUCUCAAACACAA